This is a messenger RNA of Rotaria socialis, 375 nucleotides long. Lineage: Eukaryota; Metazoa; Rotifera; Eurotatoria; Philodinida; Philodinidae. The record is from the annotation of a GenBank genome assembly.
AUGAUUAAUUAUUCUUUUCCGACAGAAAACAACACCGCUGAAGAGUUUGGAUUAUAUGAAGAAAAUGAUGAUAAUGAUGUUGUAAAUUAUGCAGCAGGCCAACCUAUUGAUGAAAUUCUAUUUGAUUUUCAGCAAGACGUUGUUAGUAGUGAUGAUUAUGAUAUAUUAAAUUCAACAAAAUCCGAUUUUAAUGGCAUAAAUAUAGUUGAUAAAAUUAAUCCGGCUUUAACACAGUCGUACUUCAAGACUAAAAUAAACGGAAAUAUUAAGUAUCUUCAUGCACAGCCAGCCUGCUGGCUGCAGCCAAACCAGAUAACGAAAUUAUCAAGUGAUCGUUUGUCUCGUGUCAUGCAACAAAUAUCUGAUACUAAUUAG